UUUCCAAUAGAAUGGACAGGCAAUAAUUGCUUAAUUUGGAAAUAUGACAGCAGAAGAUCAAGAUCAAAUCUCCUAUUUUCUACAAAACUACAGUCACCCUGGCGCUCAGUGCAAGCUCUGAACGCCAUGUUACUGUGUACUGUACUGUACUUCAUGUACAGUGUUUGAGGACUUUCUGUGAUCACACCAACGGAUUAAACUCUACAACAUAUUAUUUUAUAGAUUUCUGGCCAUGUUAAAUUUUAAAAUCAUUAUUAUUCUUACUGUCAUUGUCCCUCUUAACUAUAAAGUUUGUUUUUGUGGAUGUUCUCGAGCAGAAUAUAAGAUACACAACCAGUGCUGCCCCAUGUGUACUGCUGGAAAUUAUGUUCUCUGGCACUGCACAGAUGAUACCAGUACAACCUGUGCACCCUGCCCUAAAUUCACGUUUAUUGAUGAAGUGAAUGGACUCACAAAGUGCUUUCCUUGCAUUGUGUGUGAUGCAGGACAAGGUUUAAAAAUAUAUGAAGACUGCACUAGAUCUUCAAAUACUGUUUGUGUGCCACUGGAUGGAUUUUACUGCAUUGACCGAAUUAAAGGCAGCUGCACUUUAGCUGUGAAACACACUAAAUGUGGUCCUGGAAAAUACAUCAAACAAGCAGGUACUGCAUCCACAGAUACUGUGUGUGAUGACUGUACUGGUGAAACAUAUUCAAAUGGAUCUUUCUCAUCCUGUUUGACGCACACAAAGUGAGUGUUGCUGAUUAUGUGUGCUGUUUGUUAUCAUUCUCCUACAAAUCUGAUGCUGGAUAAUCUGAUGCUCACAGAUGUGAG
Messenger RNA from Paramisgurnus dabryanus, 813 nucleotides. RefSeq names its product tumor necrosis factor receptor superfamily member 14-like. Gene Ontology annotation, cellular component: membrane; external side of plasma membrane. Gene Ontology annotation, molecular function: protein binding; transmembrane signaling receptor activity. Lineage: Eukaryota; Metazoa; Chordata; Actinopteri; Cypriniformes; Cobitidae. Gene Ontology annotation, biological process: positive regulation of T cell migration; defense response to Gram-negative bacterium; defense response to Gram-positive bacterium. The record is from RefSeq and is a predicted model, not a curated record.